Molecule: messenger RNA, 1506 nt
Organism: Boeremia exigua
Lineage: Eukaryota; Fungi; Ascomycota; Dothideomycetes; Pleosporales; Didymellaceae
Product: Alpha/beta hydrolase fold-1
Exons: 2
Coding region: 313-1068 (251 amino acids)
Source: RefSeq, a predicted model, not a curated record
CAAGGAAGUAGUUGUGCAGCCCGCUUUCUUACGGCGCAUUGCUGUGCCUGUUCGGGCCUCUACCGGUAAUAUUCCUUUCCACGCAUCAUUGGGCUGUGGUAACAAUCAGGCGAAAGUCAACUUGACGAUUGCACACUCGCUAGUGUUUUGUUCAGUAAUCGAACGGACCAAAGCUCACAUUGUGCUUCGGCCGAGGCUGCUCACAGGUUCUGUACUUGUAUAGGUGAUGGCAUCUUGCUCCGGUUUUUCACAUUCUUCAACACUUCAUACCUCAACAGGUGAAACACAUUUAAACUCCUUAUCCUUGAUAACAUGGAAACUUUAAGGCCAACAAUUGUUUUUGCACCUGGAGCAUGGCAUUCAUCAGAAUGCUUCUAUCCUGUUGUUGAAAGACUGCACGCACGUGGCUGGUCAACAGAGAGUGUCUCCUAUCCCUCCUAUGGCGCCGAGCCUCCAAACAAAACUCUUAUCGAUGAUGUCGCAAGCGUGCGGACAACAUUGGAGCAGUUGAUAAAUCAAGGGAGGGAGAUCGUGCUCGUUGCUCACUCCUACGGCGGACUUGUAGCAGCUAACGCUACGGAGGGCCUUGCAAAAGAGCAUCAGGCCAAAGUAGGCAGGAAGGGAGGUGUUAUCAUGCUCGUCUACCUUGCCGCCUUUGUGGUACCAAAAGGAAAGGGUAUGGCUGACAUGUUUGGUGGCCAACUCCCAUCUUGGAUCAAUGGCAAUAACUGCAUUCCCCAAAACCCUGUGGAGCUCUUCUACCACGACGUGGGCGAAAAGGACUUGAAACAAGCCAUAUCUCAGCUCAAACAUACAUCAGCAAUUGCAUACCAUACUGAGGCUCUUUACGAGCCAUGGCAAGACAUGCCUUGUUUGUACUUCUUUUGCGAACAAGACCGUACGAUACCAAUUGCGACACAAAAGGCAUUCGCUGCAUCUCUGGGGACUGAUGCAUUCGAAUUUACUUGUAGUGCUUCUCAUUCUCCUUUCCUCAGUAUGCCUGACAAAGUCGUCGAGGGGUUGGAAUAUGCUGCAAGGGUCGCUCGUCAGGAGCAAGGGUCAAAUUAGUUCCCGAACUCCUGUUGCGGUUGCAACGAGAGCUUUGCUUGAGCAUUAGCGAGUGUGAUAUCGCAGGCUAGGUACUGCCAUGAAACUUGGUUGUCUCGUCAUUAAGCAGCAUGGAAAGGCAAGAAAGUAUGGAAAUAACAAUCCUCAUGCCGCUAACGGCAUGUUUUGUACCACAAUGGAAUUACCAUACUACCAAAUAAUGACGCAACGUCUAAAAGAGUCUAUUGCAAAGCUUUUCUUAACUGAUUCCUAUAGUCAUUGGCAUCUGCGCUAGAAAUAAGCGCAAACCAAUGCACCACGCCUACUUGAUUCCCUGAAGGCGACGGAUUAACUUACUACAUUAAUGCCUGGUUUAUCGAGAACAAGAGGUCAAUGCACCGCGUACCCUCUCGGAUCGAACAAAUUGAUCAGCCAAUGGAAAGCCGGGUGGGCGCAGCC